GCACCAUCCCAAUGUAUCAAGUAGUAUUAGUUAAAAGCUUCCCAAGUUUUUCCCAUGUCAAAAAUGGGGUAAUCAGCAAUCAUAAAUUUACAAAAAUUAGCUCAAUCAUCCUCAUCGGAAUCGGGUCGUACAGAUUGCUCAAAUUCUGAAUCCAUUAAAGACCCAACUGAAUCUUUCGAUAUAUAUAGAGUAUAUCCUGAAUUCCUGAUAUAGAAUCAUAAUCAGUCUCCUUAUCACAUUGUACAUCAUCCGAGUACAGAGAAUACAAAGGUUUAUCGGCGGAAGCAUUUCAAUACGAGCUGUUUACAGGUGUUUUAAGUGUUCUGGUUUGAAGGCUAUUUUAGUCCAAAUUUACAUUUCACUUACAAAUUCGGGGACAAAAUUUCCCGAGAAAGAAGGCAAGUCGUCAAAAGCCCAACCCAAAAAAUUCUCAAAUCUUCACCACCGCCACCCUCCUCCCCUCUCCGCCGAUUCCCUUUUCAUGUCUUAGUCGCCGAUCAGCAACCUUCAUGAACCGCCACCAUCGCCAUAGCUUCUAACUUCAUCAAUGGCGUUGAGAUCAACUGGACGCAAGGUCUCAUUUGACAUUCUCUCAACUUCCAUCCUAGACGACGAUCGCGAUUACGAUUACGAUUCCUCCACCGCGACUCUCCUUCGAUCCAAUUCCGAUCCUCCUCCUCAGCUUCUGCCUAACGAUGACGCCACAAGCCCUACCGGAAACCGCAAGAGGAAGAAGAAAAAGAAGAAGCACAAGAGAAUCGCUGAGCACUCCACAAUUUCCGAAUAUUCCGUCACGGACGAGCAGCUAGGCCGCUCAUCCUCCGUCGGGGAUUUUAACGGUUACUGUUACAGUGUUGCUCAGAGCAGCAGUGUUGUGGUAUGUGAGGAACCUGUUACGCUGCCGAAGCCUGAGAGUAAUUGUUCAGUGAGUUCAGUUUCUGGACUUCCGUUUGGGGAGUUGAGGCAAAGAAAUGUUAUGGUCAAUGGAGUGACCGAAGAGAGUGUCGGAUCACCACAGAUUAGUGUGAGAGAAAGUGAGAGUGUUGUUAAGGAAUUGGAAUCAAGGUCAAAUUCGAGAGUCGAAGUGAAUGUGAAUAUGAAUGGGGUUGCAGGGAGGAGUUUGGAGAAGGAAGCGUCUUUAGAUUGGAAGAAGUUGAUGGCUGAAGAUCCCAAUCAAACAUUUCCGGUGGAUAAGUCACCAAUGAAGUGCUUCAUGGAAGAGAUGUAUGCGGGUAAUUCCUUAAGGAGUACAGUUGCCCGCGGGGAUGAGAAAGAGCGGCAAAGAGUUUAUGAUACCAUAUUUCGCUUACCAUGGCGAUGUGAGCUGCUUAUUAAUGUUGGCUUUUUUGUCUGCUUUGAUUCAUUCCUGUCACUGCUAACUGUCAUGCCAACGAGGAUAAUCAUGAUCUGCUGGAGGUUUCUGAAUACAAGGUUGGUAUUUCAUGCUUCACUCUUCCUUUGUUCUUUGAACUUGAAAUGAUUUUUUGGGAUCUGC
Nicotiana tabacum (common tobacco) is the source of this 1495-nucleotide messenger RNA. NCBI's taxonomy places the organism in Eukaryota, Viridiplantae, Streptophyta, Magnoliopsida, Solanales, Solanaceae. The record is from RefSeq and is a predicted model, not a curated record.